AUGUUAAGAGAUACUGAAGAAGGCCAGAGGAAAAAAUUACGAAAGACUCAAAAACAUCGAUCAUUAUCACAAGAAGGUAAACUUAAUAGAAGUCCAUCAUCAAACAGGUCGGAUAGAUCACGAAAAAGACAUCGAUCAUCAACUGUAAAACAAAAUAGGCCAUCAAAAUUAACUAAAGAAGAAAUAAAAUAUCAACGUUUUGUUCGUGAUCUUAAAAAAGAGAUACGAAUUUUCUUAAGUCAUCGUUUACGUGAAGAUCGUUUUGAUCCACGUGGUAAACAAGAUGUGCCAAUUCAAUUUGCAAUCAUACCUAAAAGAGCUACUUCGACUAUGCUUACUAGUCGAACGAAUGAAACUACCAGUAGAACUAAUCAUCGGCAAGGUCCAAUAAAAAAUUCAGAAAAUGAUCAUAUCGAACGUCUUACAGCUGAUGUUCAAAGUCUUCUAACAGGGCCAUCAUUUAGAAAUUUCUACGGGCAAUUUAUUCAAACGAAACCAAGCCAAACUAGAUCCGGACUUUCUCUACGUUCACUUGAUGAAUCUUUAAUAUUGGAGAAUGACGAAGAUUAG
Messenger RNA from Rotaria socialis, 570 nucleotides. The record is from the annotation of a GenBank genome assembly. NCBI's taxonomy places the organism in Eukaryota, Metazoa, Rotifera, Eurotatoria, Philodinida, Philodinidae.